Molecule: messenger RNA, 1074 nt
Organism: Diatraea saccharalis (sugarcane borer)
Lineage: Eukaryota; Metazoa; Arthropoda; Insecta; Lepidoptera; Crambidae
Source: the annotation of a GenBank genome assembly
GCCAAACCAGUUUUAAUUUUUCUGCCCUUAUUAACAAUAUUUCUAGACUAGAAUAGUCGCAACGCGCACUUUGCGAACCUAAGCAAACUUACGUCUUUUUGCAUUUCAAUUAUUAUUGUGUAUUGUGACACUUAACGACAUCGAGUGGCGAGUAGUGAUACUAUGUAUUGUACAGUGUACUAUCUAUUUCAGCUACCCGCUAACAGGUGGUAUUAGUCGUAAUUAAAUAUUUCGAAUUAACUCGUUGGUUCGAGAAAGUUCUGGUUCUGGCUAGCUAAUGUAUUCCGAUCACUUCGAGAUGGCAGUAUUUGCAUAUAAAAAGGCUAGCGGUGCAACUGCGAGUCAGUCUACUUAGAAAAGGCGAAGGAAGCAAAACUGUCUAUUGUGAAAUAAAGUAACACCCGUGCACAAAAGUAUUUUGAUUUGACUUAUUGUUUUUAUGUGCGAUAUGUUAGUAUGGAAAAGAAGCGAAAAAUCGACAGCGAAUGCAGAACGUUCCAAGAUAAAUGGAAUUUUCAGUAUUUUGUGAUUGAGUCCAGAAAUAAGGCGCUAUGUUUAAUUCGUAAUGAAACCAUAGCUGUUCUUAAAGAAUAUUACAUUAAACGACACUAUGAAUCGAAACAUCUUCAAAAUUACUCCAAGUAUACAGGAAGUUUGCGGACGGAACAAUUUGAAGCUUUGAAACGUAGACUCAAAUCGCAGCAAUCUUUGUUUACCAAAGCGAAUACUGAACAAGAGUCUGCAACUCGCGCCAGCUUUCGCAUGGCUCUUGAAAUCGGAAAACGUGGCAAACCAUUCAUCGAUGGAGAAAUGAUAAAAAAUGCUUGAUUGCAGUAGCCGAAGAAAUAUGCCCCGAAAAGGUAAAUUUAUUUAAAAGUGUCAGUUUGUCAGCAAACACCGUGGCUCGGAGGGUACAAGACAUCGCAGAAGAUAUAUAAUCUUAACUGUCUGACAAAAAUGGACAUCAUGAGUGGUUUUCUCUACCAUUGGAUGAGGCAACGGAUGUGUCAGAUAUUGCUCAGGUGUUGAUUUUUAUUCCCUAUGAAGUGUAUGAAGAACUUCUUGAUAUUGAUA